Messenger RNA from Miscanthus lutarioriparius, 1401 nucleotides. Lineage: Eukaryota; Viridiplantae; Streptophyta; Magnoliopsida; Poales; Poaceae. The record is from the annotation of a GenBank genome assembly.
AUGGAGUCAAGAAGACUCGCAGAUGACGCCGCGUCAAACACGCGUUUGCCUUUCCCCUCCCUCAGACGCACAUCCGGCUCCCACAGUCGCACUUGCCCGUCCAUCUCCCCUGCUCCGCGCGGCGCUUGGCGAAGUCGUCCGUGCCACAGCCAUCCAUCCGCCCGCACCGACUGCGGGAGGCCAUCGUGCACGUUCGUCAACGCCUUCGGGGUCCGAGAUCUCAGCAUCCUACGAAACCGCGAUCCAGGUGCGAGUGCGACUUUGACCACUCUAGCUAGGGAUCUGUUCCAUGGAGGAGACUGUGAGGGAGAGAGCAAUGAAGGAAUGGAAGGGUUUUUGGUGAGCGCAGCAACCGGGGCACUGAAGGCUGUCACUUUGAAGCUGGCAACUUUGCUUGGUGAUGAGUUCAAGAACAUAAAAGACGUGCGCAAGGAGAUCAAGUCUCUCGCUGAUGAGCUUAAGUACAUGCACGCCUUCCUCGAGAAGAUGUCGGAGGAGGAGAAUCCAGACAACCAAGACAAGAUUUGGAUGGCAAAUGGGCCGGGAGGGAUAGAGCGAUCAAAAUCAAAGAUGGAAGGUUUUCUGGUGGGCGCAGCAACAGGGGCACUCAAGGCUGUCACUGUGAAGCUAGCAACUUUGCUUGGUGAUGAGUUCAAGAACAUGAAAGAUGUGCGAAAGGAGAUCAAGCCUCUCUUUGAUGAGCUUAACUACAUGCAUGCCUUCCUCGAGAAGAUGUCAGAGGAGGAGAAUCCUGAUAACCAAGACAAGAUAUGGAUGACAGAUGUGAGGGAGAUGUCAUACGACAUCGAGGAUAGUCUCGAUGACUUUAUGAUUUGUAUUGAUGAUGACAAAUCUGCUAAGAAGAAGAGCCUAAUGAAGAAGUGUACAAAGUUGCUGGAUAAGAUGAAGGCACAUAAACGGAUCUCCAAGGCGAUACAGGAAUUUAAGACACAGAUCAAGGAGGUGGGAGAUAGGAAUCACAGAUAUAGGACUGGUGUGACGACCACCAAGGAUUCACAUGAGAUGAUUGAUAUUCGGGCUCAGGCUAUCUUUAAGGAUGCGUCAGAGCUUGUGGCCAUUGAUGAACAAAAGAAUGAGUUGAUCAACUUGUUGAUAGAAGAUGGAUCUUUAUCUCAGCAUCAGGUGAAGGUGGUCGCCAUUGUUGGACUUGGUGGACUAGGGAAGACAACACUUGCGAAUCAAGUGUAUGAGUCACUUAAGGAUAAAUUUGACUGUAAGGCUUUUGUAACAGUAUCACGAACUCCUCACAUGUUGGAAGUGUUGAGAACUAUUCUCCUUGACAUUAGCGGGCAGGAGUACACCGGAGAUAUGCAGCAUCUUAUGAGAAAGAUAUCCGAUUUCCUUCAAGAUAAAAGGUAUGCUAGAAAACAGCUCCUCUGA